AUGGAUUGCAGCAAAUUGACAGAAGAUAAGAUCCCUGAGUUAGGAAUGGAGUUCAACAGUGAAGAGGAUGCGUACAAGUUUUACAACAAAUAUGCCUUUAAAAUGAGUUUUAGUGUACGCAAAAACUAUCUGAAUAAAGACAAAGAUGGCGUGAUCACGUCUAGGAGAUAUAGUUGCUGCAAGAAAGGUGUGAAGCGCAAAUACGAAGGUGAUGCGAUGCCAAAGAGGACGCGAGCGCCGACGAAAACGGGGUGUGGAGCUAAAAUGAUUAUCGUGUUAUUUAGAGGGACAAUGAAGUACCAUGUGCAUGACCUUGUCUUAGAACAUAACCAUGAGUUGCACAUUGCUCAAUGUUCGCACAUGAUGCCAUCACAAAGAAAAGUGAGUGAGGUUCAAGGAUUCCAACCUGAAAUAAGCAAGGAUGCUGGAUUUUCAUUGAAACAGAGUCAUGAGUUUAUGGAAAAGGAGACAAAUUUUGGAUGA
This is a messenger RNA of Coffea eugenioides, 483 nucleotides long. Its product is annotated as protein FAR1-RELATED SEQUENCE 7-like. The record is from RefSeq and is a predicted model, not a curated record. Lineage: Eukaryota; Viridiplantae; Streptophyta; Magnoliopsida; Gentianales; Rubiaceae. Bases 1 to 483 code for a protein of 160 amino acids. The transcript has a single exon.